Molecule: messenger RNA, 1881 nt
Organism: Lactuca sativa (garden lettuce)
Lineage: Eukaryota; Viridiplantae; Streptophyta; Magnoliopsida; Asterales; Asteraceae
Product: Glycine cleavage T-protein family
Biological process (GO): iron-sulfur cluster assembly
Cellular component (GO): mitochondrial matrix
Molecular function (GO): protein binding
Source: RefSeq, a predicted model, not a curated record
CCCACAAAUUAAACACCUUCUUCUUCCUCGCUAAAACCCCCAAAUUGCACAGCUUGAAAUACCCAGAAAUUUGCUGCUUCUUUUUACUCAUACGAGCCCUCCACUUCUCCUCCCUUCAAUGCGACGGUGAUAGCCAACCGGCGACGGAGAACGGCAGCACGUUUUGGCGGUUCUAUACCUUCGGGCUUCGGGUGCAACGGCUCAUCAAGUCGUUUCAGUAGCGAAGCAUACCCUAGUUGAAAGCGAAAACAAAAACAACUUUCCAGAAAAAGAAUGAAGUUUUCGAAAUCCUCAAUCCAAUUCCGAUCCUUAAAACCCCCGAUUUUCAAAAUCAAUCACUUCUCAUCAUCUCAGACCCAGACAAACCAACUUGACAAUGUUGGUCCAAUGGCUUCUCUCCUUAAAACCCGAUCCGUGGUCCGGUUCAGAGGCCCCGACACAAUCAAGUUCUUACAAGGCUUACUGACAAACGACAUCCGCAAGUUUCAUGAGCCCGUCGGUGAUGAGAAAUCAAGCCUGGUUACCCCUAAUCUCCCCGCUUCCUCCGCUCGCUCUCUCUACGCCGCCAUGUUGACGCCGCAAGGGAGGUUUUUAUACGAUAUGUUUCUCUACGAGCCGCCCAGAUCCGAUGAGAAGCUCGACCCGAGUGGGUCCAGACCCGGAACUGAACCCAAACAAGAUGAGGUGGAGCUGCUUGCUGAUGUCGAUUCUUCUGUGUUGGACGAAUUGGUGGACGCCCUAAAGAAAUAUAGAUUGAGGUCGAAGGUUGAUAUAGAGAAUGUGGGAGAGUCGUUGUGUUGUUGGCAGAGAUAUGGUGUGGAUCUUCAUAAGAGGCAGCCUUCAUCUUCCUCUUUAGAAGAUCCUGAAUCUGCUUCUGUGGGCUGGGGUGGUGCUAUGGACCCAACUGGAAGCUCGUCUUCACAGGGAAACAGCAACGGCUGGCAGUGGCACAAAGAUCCCCGAUUGGAUUGCUUAGGCUUUCGGGGAAUCUUUCCAUCAAAUACAACACCACCUAUGGUGGAGGCUAAUACAGAAACAGAAGAAGAAAACUACCUUUUAUGGAGAUUAGAGAAGGGAGUUGCAGAAGGGUCGAUUGAGAUCCCAAAAGGUGAGGCAAUCCCGCUGGAGUACAAUCUUGCUGGUUUGAACGCCAUAAGCUUUGAGAAAGGCUGCUACAUAGGCCAAGAACUCAUUGCUCGAUCCCAUCAUCGUGGUGUUAUCAGGAAGCGUUUGCUUCCACUCAGAUUCCUUGAUCAAUCUGGAAAAGAGGUAGUGCAGAAGGUUGCUCCGAGUUCAGAAGUAAUGGGCAUGAAAUCCGGGAAGAAAGUGGGAACGGUGACAACUGCUGUUGGGUCUCGUGGGCUUGGGCUAAUCAGGCUUGAGGAAGCUUUUAAAGGGUCAGGGAAUUUAGUGGUCAAAGGAGAAGAAGAAGAAGAUGUGAAGGUGGAGGUUGUGCGGCCUGAAUGGUGGCCAAGGGAGUGGUUUUUGGAGCAUCAGCAGGCUGCUCGUUAGAAUCUUUUUACCAUUUUGUUAAAAUUAGUUAAAAGCGUCUCCUUACAUGACAAACAAAAUAAGAGUUGUUAUGGUGGGUGGGUGGGUGGGUGUAUACCUGUUGUUUUGUGAAGUUUUGUUGUGUAUUUUAGAAGAUGAAUAAAAUUAAAGAUAAGCCCACUCUACAUCACAGAGGCUGUUGAUGUAUAUAAAACGAUCCCCAUUUUUGUGGCAUAGGGAAAAAAAGAAAAAACUUAAUAAUUCCCUCUAGUUUUGUUGCAUUUGGCCUAUUUACCUUUCAUAACUAUAGGGGAUAGGGAUAAUGCUCAAAGCUUGUAAAAAGACCUUAACUAUAUAGCCAUGUUAUGUUGGAAGAAGUCCAAGAAUGUA